Molecule: messenger RNA, 3898 nt
Organism: Nymphalis io (European peacock)
Lineage: Eukaryota; Metazoa; Arthropoda; Insecta; Lepidoptera; Nymphalidae
Gene: stumps
Product: phosphoinositide 3-kinase adapter protein 1
Exons: 16
Coding region: 202-3228 (1008 amino acids)
Cellular component (GO): cytosol
Molecular function (GO): transmembrane receptor protein tyrosine kinase adaptor activity; fibroblast growth factor receptor binding
Source: RefSeq, a predicted model, not a curated record
UUUAUUGUACUGACAUAAUAUUAUCUCGUUAAUUUUUUAAGGGAGUAUAGGUACCUACCUAGUUAUUAUGACAAUUGAGCACUGAAUUCAGGUCGUCAAUGUGAAAUUGGGUAUCGGGGACAUCUGCGGGCCCUGUCAACGAACUAAACGUUCGAAGAUUCACCAUCUUUGGCAGCGGAAGUAGCGGCGGAUGUCCCGGCAAUGGACAAUCCAUCAUAUUUCGCGUUUUCCGAUAAAGAUGUCGCUGACAGCGCCGGCCCUCAUUCAUCGGCGUCAGAACAAUAUUCCAGGUCAGCGCCAGCACGUGCUUGGGCGGAUGGCGGUCGACCCUUAAGUUCACCGCGUAGACGCGAGCCUGAAAGCCCUAGAAGAAAAGAAUUCCGAGCUCUUUUAAGGUCUCUAUCUGCUAAGGAACCUGAACAAGCUGAAGCCUUUCUAAAAGGUCAGCCUAGGCCCGGAGAUUGUGCGCCUAGUGACAUGAGGUGUUCCUCAUUUACGGCACCGAGGAUAAAGAAAGGCAAAAUAAGUUCAAAGAUUUUUACAUCGGACGGUACCAAAGAGCACGAAGAAGUUUUCUACACAAUUCCCUUGCAAGGCCGUAGGCGACACUCAGUUGGUGGAUACCUAGCGGAUACUGGAUCUGCAGGGACUGGGGAAGUCACCACGGUGCCUAGUGAAGUCCCCAAGAUGCCCCCACCACGAAUCAACCAAAACGAGGAUGAAGCUGUUAAGAGACGAAGACCGAAAAAUUUUCCAUUCAAAGAAAUGGAAGAUAUUGCAAUUCUGUGGAGUUCCGGAUCACCGGAAAGUGCACUUUGGUCGGAUUAUUUGGUGGCUAGCUUCGACAAAAUUAUGUCACAACGAGCGAGGCAUCACUAUAGAGUCACACCAAUAACAGCGGAAGAGCUCAUGUCUUCGGACUCUCAAGAAAAACUAGAAAAACUUUCCAAAGCUCAAUUACAAAUAGUAAUAUUAUGUCCUAUUCUUGCUUCGAAAUUAUCCGAUCUGAAAAGAGAACUGCAUUCUGAGAAUUUGUUCAAAGCCGACAAAGUGUUAGUCAUGCUCCUUGGCGUCGAAAAAAAUCAUGUUGUGGCUAACAAUUCUGAAGAUUAUCCUUCAAUGGACCAGUGGCAGAUGAUGUCAGUGCGUGAGAAGGAUACCUCAUUUGUUGACACAUUUCUGACUGCUGCCGUUGGUAUCCUUAGAACAAAGGACUGCAAAGACACUGCCACGGACAGAACAAGUUUCUCCAUUGUACCAAAAAAAGUUAAAAUAGGUCAAAGUCGAGUGAUAGCGCUUCUCAACGACCCUAUUAGAGAAGAAGACAGUAUAAAAAUAAUGGUCGACAAAAAGGGCGAGGUUAUUCACAUACCGACGUUCAAAAAAAGGAACCCUUAUACACUCCAAUUUGAUAUUCCAGAAUCAUGCCUAGAAGUUUCGAUGUUAGUUUGGGUGCGCGUUAGCAAAAAUGGUCAAUCCUUAGGCAGGCGACAAAUUAAAUGCGAGAGCCGUUUAAGAGAGUUGGAUCAACUGUUAAGGGCAUCGGACCAUCCUCUAGAAUUUAUGUGCCAGACUUUAGGGUUUAAGACUACGAGCAAGGAACAACUAGACAGUUGGAUGUUGAAUGCGUUCCAAAAGAAUAUUCCACCCCAUUUCAAUCUGCUCUCUUCGACCGAGCAGUACAACCCAAAAUCUGAUUUGACGAGUGGCGAGGAGUACCCCACACUGCUGCACUGGGCGGCGCGCUUCGGGCUGGAGCGCGUGUGCUGGCAGCUGCUGGAGUGCCCGGGCGGCGGCGCGGCCGUGGCGCUGCGCAACGCGCGUCGCCGCACGCCCGCCGACCUCGCGCGCGACCACCGCCACCUGCGCCUCGCCGACAUGCUGGCCGACCAUCUCAAAAUAAAUGAAUUUUCUAACAUGUACUACUAUUUGAAAAAUAUGUCCGAUAACGACAAAGAAGAUUCCCAGGAGGAAGACAGACAGGGAGAAGAACUCUGUAUAGUAGAAACCGCUGACACGGUUGACUCUCCGAGCAAUGAAAAUGACAAAGGUUCGGAGAAAGAGAUUAUGCCCGAUCCUUUUAGUGAAGUCUGCACUCAAAAUUUAGAAGAUACACCGCUUAAGCGUGAAGAGAAAAGACAAAGACCAAAUUUAAAAUUACCAAAGGUAAAGGAGCAGUUUUACCAAAACGAUUUCCAACUUAACGACAAUAGAGUUGACCGAAUACAACAAGCAAUCGAGCAUGAUUAUCUUGUACAACCGUCAAACAUAAAAGUAGAAAGUCCAAAAUUUCGACCCAAUAAUUUAUAUGCAAAUAGUUCGAGGCUGCUACCGCAACAGACGGAUAUAUUUCUAUACUCUCCCACCGAAGAAUCAAAAGCUUUUACCAUUGACACUCCAACGAGUGAUAUUAGUCAAAUAAAUCUAAACAUUAAAGAUAUCCGCCAUAGCGGUAGCAUAAAAUCUGGUAAAGAUGUGACUGGACAAGAAGAGCUGGCAGAAAUAAUAACAGACUUUAAAAAUAAUGUCUUUACUAUUUCUGAAGUGGAAAAAUUAGUCAUGGAGUGGAAGAACCGAAAUGAAACUCAACAAUCCCUUAAAGAAAAGCAAGAGCAAUUAAAUAAGAUGCGUGAAGAGUACGACAAAAUUCAGCUUAAAAUAAAAGACAAUAUGAAACGACCAACACCCUUCGAAAGAGUAAAGAAAAUGUUUUCGAAAAGUAAGAGCAAGCAUCAUGAUAACAAUACUGGGACAAUUGAAAAAAGGAAUGGAAACACAAGACCGAAUAGUAGUUUAAGUGAUAGCUCCUCAUCAUCCGGCCGCUUGAGUACUGUUAGUGGAGGGAGUGUUGGAGAAACUAACAGCGUUCAAUCUGAAUUGGAUGAUAAAGCUAGAUCAGUGAUAUCGGCGAGUACUUUGACAAUGAAUUCAUGUGACGGCGAGAAUCGUCUCGACGACUACUUGAUUCCGCCGCCGCCGCGACCCCUCAACGGAUGUCCUCAAUUUACCACGUUCGGACAUCCCAAGCACGAAAAUAGAGGGCAACAUAUGGCGACUAUUGUUGAACGAGAAGCGUCUGCGUCAAGAGAACGAUUAGACUGUGAUUCGGACACAAGUUCCACACAUCUGCGAUUAAACUUCGGCGCGCGCGAUAAAUCUACUGCAGGUCGCUGCGAUGAUCGCGACGGAGCACAUAUGUAUAUGAAUAUUUCAGCUUCGCACACAUAACUACUAUGUAAUUGAGUAAUUUUCAUAGUAGUUCUCCAUAGUAUGUUGCAACACCAUUAAACAAUUAACAUAUGCGGUCAAAUUAAUAUUAACUAAUCUAUGCAAGUAUCGUACAAAAGUUUAAAGUUACAAUAUAUUUCAUUUAAAUUAAUGUUAUUCUGCCACUCCCUAAAACAUUUGUCGUGAAUAUAAAAAUAUAUGAAUACUGUUUUUUAUACUUGUCGUUCCUAAACGAAUUAUUACGAUCAAGGAAUACAAAAUAACGUUGACAAAAACUUGUGACGGCAAUCAGCCUAAUUUGGCGGGAAUUGAAAGAUACAUCAACGAACAUUAAAUGGCCACCGUUGUGCAUAAUAGAAUUAAUAGUUAAUGCAUUGAAUAAAUACUGAAUAGUGUGAAUCAUCGAUUCCUAGAUUAUGUUUAAACUAUAUAUUAUUAGUAGUGUGUAAGAUUAUAAUAAUAAGGAUAAAAAUGCAAGUUUUAUUAGCAAUCUUAGAAGAAAUUGAUAUUGUCUUAACCAAUUCGAAUUAAUCUGUACAUAUAUUUGAUCUGAUAUUAUAUUCUUUGUAGGUUUUUCUCACGAUUAAUGUAAAGAAAAAUUACAUAUCUCUUCAGAAAAAAGUUACAUCUUGGGCAUAAACUUCAACUGUCACUCGAAGAAUUCGGUGAA